CAACUUAGACAUCUUUCUGCGCUCUUCAACAAAGACAUUCAGCGCAACUUGGCUAUACUCAAGAUUCCCCAUGAUGGGACUGUAUUGCAUACAGUAACCAUGUCUUCGUUCCGUUCUCGAGGCGGCCCUCCACCUUCUCACUAUGGCUCGUCUUACGCUCAAACUCGAGACGAUUUUUAUGACGACCGACCAAGAUCACGAUCAUACUCUCGAUCCAUGUCCCGAUCACGGUCAAGGUCACGGUCACCUAAUCGCAACUAUGGCUCGCCCCAUAUCAGAAAGAGUCCCCCGCAAGAUGCGUCUCGAUCCAUGAAUGGUCCCUCAAGGCAAGAGCUACGUAUACGAGGACGAGGCUCGAGUCCCGCCCGUAAUGCCCCCAACAGUCGUGAUGGACGCGACUCCCGCUACACCCAAGACGACCGUGGCUACUACCGGUCACCCUCUCCUCGUCGUGGUCGCCAGUACUAUGAUCGAGACAUCCCCCGAGGUCCCCUGAGCUACAACCACAGCCGCAGCCACAGCCGCAGCCGCAGUCGUGGCCGGGAGAAGGAAAAGCCAAGCAAGGAAAUAAUGAUGGAAGGGCUGGCCGCACACCUUACUGAGAACGAUGUUCGCUUUCCCAAUCGAUUUUGUUCCCUUGCACAAACGGAUAUGAUGAGUGUUUGCUCGUGAAUCAAACAUGUCGCUAAGAUCUUGGGUGGUUUGGACAGAUCUCCGCCGAAUUACAUCAACACUAUCGUGUUGAGGGAUUGGAAGACGUUCGCGUGAUCAAAGACCGUCAGAGCCGACAAUCAAGAGGAUUUGGAUUUCUCCGUUUCUCUACCAUCGACCAUGCGACAGCAUUCAUGGAUCAGAAUUAUCCUAUUCUCUAUCUUUAUGGCGACAGUACCGGAUCCAAUGGAGAUGCCUGCAGAGUCCGAAUAAUGUUCGGCCGUGAACGAAAUGAGCCCAGCAAAAAUGAUGAUCCUGACUGGAUUUGCCCUUCAUGUCGGGUCAACAACUUUUCUACACGAACCCGAUGUUUCAGGUGUCAAACCGACAGACCAGAUCCUGCUUAUGACGUUUUCGAAAAACCAGCCAAUGUCGGCGACAAUGACACUUCUCCUGAUAACACGCCCUCCCAAUUUCUUCUCCUUCGAGGCAUUGAACCCUCGGUCAGCGAAGAACUGUUCGCCAAAGGUGUCGCCAAGCUGAACAAACCUACUCCAUCAACACAGCAGACUCAACAAGAUCAACCGUCGGCGAAGAAGGGCGCCAAGGUUGCUUCGACUACUGGCGAUGCAAAUCUCGGCGCAAAAGAGGGCACCUUACGGCGAGUCCUUUUAACUCGAGAUCGAAGAACUAAUGAAAGCUGGAGAUUUGGCUUUGCAGAAUAUGCUUCGAUAGAAGACGCCCAAGCUGCUCUCAUCCGCUUUAACUCGUUUGACCGAUUCACCAUUGCAUCCAAACAGGUCCAAGUCAGCUAUAUCCACGCUGGAGUUUUUGUCCCAGUCGUCAACCCAUCGCGGGAGAUGGAGAAAUUCACGUUCAGCCCUCUGGGCAAUCCGGCUAUGAAACUUGCAUAUUGGGAUGAGAAUGCAUAUCUAUCAGAAUUGGGAAUCAACAUGACCGUUGUACCGCCGUCGUCAACGGCAACUGAGGACAAACCCAAGACCAACAAAGAUUCGGACAAGGUGAAAAAGAGAAAAGCUCAGACUGAUCCAGAGGCCGCAGCAUCAAAGAAGCCAGCACCCUCCCAUUUACAGUUCUGGAGCAACCGACAUGCUGAACUCCAUGGAAUCGGAAAGAACUCGCAAAAGGAUGAGGACUCGGCUUCAGAAAAUAACGAUGCCCCACCUCUCCAGUCGUUUGCCGAUCCACAGAGAAAUUGCUGCUACCUUUGCAUGCGACAAUUUCAAUCAACCCCGGAAGUCAAUCGACACGAACGGUUGAGUGAGCUACACCGGAAAAAUCUACAAGAUCCAGCCCGAGUGUCCAGAGCGGUUCACAAGCUUGAGAAGCAUGAGGUUAAAUCGACAAUCGCGACCCCAACUUCUCAAUACCGCGAUCGAGCCAAAGAACGGCGCAAGGUCUAUGGGGUAGUAAACAAAAAGGGCGAACAGGUUGGAAUUCCCAAAUCAUCGAGAAGCUCGUCCGACGAUGAGGCGUCGCCUAUGGUACAAUCCAAGGGUGCUUCCCUCCUCAGCAAGAUGGGAUACACAGUCGGUCAAGGACUCGGGGCGUCAGGGGAAGGAAUGAAGGCUCCAAUCAGUCAAGAUGUAUAUGUUGCUGGCGUUGGACUCGGCGCACAGGGUGGUAAAGUCGGUGAUGCUGUUGCAGAAGCCGAACGUAACACCAAGGGCGACUAUUCAGCAUUUCUAGAUCGUACUCGCGAGGGUGCUAGAGAGCGUUAUGCUAGGUUAUGAUGAUACAAGGCCAUUGGCAGGGGAUCCUGUUUGUCAACACCGGACAGACGGGUAAUGUAUUCCAAGUAGGCGCCAGAAAUGAAUUAUGGAACCACACACAGGUUGAUGACUGGACGAUUCAGUGGUUAUGGAUUGCUCAAUCGAAGGGAAGAUAUCCUCGUUUCCUUGCCCAAUUC
Messenger RNA from Exophiala mesophila, 2581 nucleotides. RefSeq lists its product as hypothetical. Bases 846 to 2405 code for a protein of 519 amino acids. Gene Ontology annotation, biological process: mRNA splicing, via spliceosome. The transcript is spliced from 5 exons. Gene Ontology annotation, cellular component: nucleus. Gene Ontology annotation, molecular function: RNA binding. The record is from RefSeq and is a predicted model, not a curated record. NCBI's taxonomy places the organism in Eukaryota, Fungi, Ascomycota, Eurotiomycetes, Chaetothyriales, Herpotrichiellaceae.